CCGGUGUCGUGCGUGGGCACCGCGGAAAUUAACAUUUAUGGUCGCUGAAGAAACCAGUUUGGUCUAUGUCUGCACAGAGGGAGGAAGCCUGAAGAAGAAUGGCCAGCUCCACUUCUCACCACAUGGUCUGUGGGUCAGUGACAUUUAGGGAUGUGGCUGUUGAGUUCUCUCAGGAGGAGUGGGCCUGCCUGGAUGCUGCUCAGAAGGCCCUGUACAGGGACACGAUGUUGGAGACCUACAGCAACCUCGUGGCAGUGGUGGGAAGCUGCAUUUCUAAGCCCGAUCUGAUCGUCUUACUGGAGCAGCAGAAAGAGCCCUGGAUGGCUGUGAAGGAAGAAACAGACAGGCUGAGCCCAGAUUUGGAGAUGGAUUAUGAUGCUGGAAAUAUAUCUCCAGAAAAUUCUAUUAAUAAUGGAAAAUUUCCCAGACAGAGCAUAAAGCAAUUAAGAAUUCUUGAUCUAGAGGGCUCUACUUUUAGUAAUGGCCCCAACUGUAGUGCAUUCAGUGGACUACAGGGUUAUCAAGAAGGAGAUGCUGAUGAAAAGGUUGCUAACAAGGCAGAAAUGCCUCCUUAUUCCUGCCAGACUCUUGCUCACAACAUAGAAAAGCCAUAUGAAUGUAAGGAGUGUGGGAAGUGCUUUGGUUGUAGGUCAACUCUAACUCAGCAUCAGAGUAUUCACACUGGAGAGAAGCCCUAUGAAUGUAAGGAGUGUGGGAAGGCCUUCAGACUCCCCCAGCAGCUUACAAGACAUCAGAAGUUUCACAGUGGUGAGAGACCUUACAAAUGUAAGGAAUGUGGAAAGGCUUUUCAUCUUCCUGACCUGCUCAAGUACCAUCAGACCAUUCACACAGGUGAAAAACCAUUUGAGUGCAGGGAAUGUGGGAAGUCCUUCAACCGAGUCUCCAACCUGGUCGCACAUAGGAUUAUUCAUGCUGAUGUGAAACCAUACGAAUGUAAUGAGUGUGGGAAAGCUUUUAAACGUCGCUCAAACCUCGUGCAGCAUCAGAAAAUUCAUUCUGAUGAGAGACCCUUUCAGUGCAAGGACUGUGGAAAGGGCUUCAUUGUUCUGGCCCAGCUCACACGGCACCAGAACAUUCACACUGGAGAGAAGUCAUUUGAAUGUCAUGAAUGUGGGAAGGCCUUCAGACUCCCCCAGCAGCUUACAAGACAUCAGAAAUCUCACAGUGGUGAGAAACCUUUCAAAUGUAAUGAAUGUGGAAAGGCUUUUCACCUUCCUGACCUGCUCAAGUACCAUCAGACCAUUCACACAGGCACAAAACCGUUUGAGUGCAGGGACUGUGGGAAGUCCUUCCACCGAGUCUCCAACCUGGUUGAACAUAGGCUUAUUCAUGCAGAUGUGAAGCCACACAAAUGUAACGAGUGUGGGAAAGCCUUUAAACGACACAAAAGCCUCACGCAACAUCAGAAAAUCCAUUCUGGUGAGAGACCCUUUGAGUGCAAGGACUGUGGGAAGGCCUUCAUUGUUCUCACUCAUCUCACACGGCACCAGACUAUUCACACUGGGGAGAAGUCAUUUGAGUGCAAGGAAUGUGGCAAGAAAUUCAGAACUGCCACACACCUGGUUAUGCACCAGACUAUUCAUACUGGCGAGAAACCCUUUGGAUGUAAUGUAUGUGGGAAGGCUUUUCGGCUUCAGGUGUACCUUUCUGAACAUCAGAAAAUUCACAUGGAAGAAAAACACUUUGAAUGCAAUAUAUGUGGGAAGGUCUUUCGGCUUCAGGUGUACCUUUCUGAGCAUCUGAAAACUCACACUGAAGAGAAACCCUUCAAGUGUAAGCUCUGUGGGUCAGCCUUCAGAAGUAAGUACCAGCUCAGUAAACAUCACACAAUCCAUACUGAUGAGAAACCCUAUCAGUGCAAGGAAUGUGGGAAAUGCUUUCGUCAAAGGUCCAAUUUUACUGAUCACCAGAGUAUUCACACUGGAAAGAAACCCUUCCAAUGUAAAGAAUGUGGUAAGUUUUACAGACUUAAUACACUUCUCAUUCGCCAUCAGAAGUCUCACAGUGGUGAGAGACCUUAUGAGUGUAAAGACUGUGGAAAGACUUUUCAUCUUCCCAGUGAGCUUAAUAACCAUCAAAUUGUUCAUACAAGCAAGAGACCUUUUGAAUGCAAGGUAUGUGGGAAGUCCUUCAAGCGCGAAUCCACCCUCAUUCAACAUAGUGUUAUUCAUGCUGGUGUGAAAUCAUAUGAAUGUAAUGAGUGUGGGAAAGCCUUUAUCCAUCGCUCAAGCCUGUUACAUCAUCGGAAAAUUCACUCUGAUGAAAAACCUUUUAAGUGUCAGGAAUGUGGAAAGGCGUUUGUCGUUCUGGCGUAUCUCACUCGGCAUCAGAGCAUCCAUAAUGGAGAGAAACCAUUUGAAUGUCAGCAGUGUGGGUCAGCCUUCAGAUAUAAGUCCCAACUCAGUAAACAUCAGAGAAUUCAUUCUGAUGUGAAACUCUUUCAGUGCAUGGAAGGUGGAAAUGACUUUGUUCAUGGAACAGACCUCAGCAUUCAUCAGGGAAUCCACACUGGUGAGAAUCCCUUUCAAUGUAAUGAAUAUGGAGAACCCUUUGACUAUCAUAACCAAUUUCUUGGACAUAUUAGAAUUCAUACUAGUAGGAAACCCUGUCACUGUAAAGAAUGUGGAAAGAACUUAAGUCUGAGCUCAGACCUUCUUUAACAUAAAGAAUCCAUGCUGGUGUCAAACACUAUGAAUGCAAGGAAUGUGGGAAUAUCUAUAGAAUUAGCUCAAACUCUUCAGAGAAACCACUGAGGUUUGAAACCAUGUGAAUUAGAAGAAUCAGGAAAACUCUUUAUUGUAAAUGUUGAAUUUACACAACAUCAGAAAAUCUGUAAUAGCCGGGAGUCCUAUGCAUUUAAGGAAGGUAGACAAGUCAUUUUAUGAAAAUUUUACUGAACAGAAGGGUGCUCAUAUUGGGAAUACUAUGACUUAAAAUAAUGUGAGAAUUUUAAUCUGUCCUGGAUAUGGUGAACAUUGGUAUAUUCAUAUACUGUUAAUGCCAAUAAACUGUUUGGAAUGCGAAUGCGGGAAGUAGGUUGUUCAGAGAAGAUACUUUGUUCAGAAUUUCAUGUCAGAAAUCCAGGGUAGCAAUCAUGUUCUUGAUUAUUCUCCUCUUGUUAGUUGUAUAAGUUUUAUUCAUCAAUCAAUAGUCAUCCAGGAUAAUCAGUUUAGGGAUAACAGUUAUUGGAACUGAGUACUUGGUUAGUUCCCAUGGUCUGUAAAAGAGCUUUUAAAAUUUUCUCCUUUUAUCAGCUUUAGUAUCAUUGACAUGAGAGGUUAAUUUUAUUUAAGAUAGUUUAGGAAAUUUUCAUGCUUUUACUCACUAUAACAUUUUAAAUAACUUUAAAUGAAUACAUCUAUGGAUGAACAUUGAAGGAUUUGAAUUGUUCCCCGUUCCUUAAGUAUUUGUGUGGACAUUUUAAAAAGCACAGUCAUUUAUGAAUAAGUACUUUCUAAAGGGGUGAAACCCAUAAAAAUUUCAAAUGUAAUACCCUUCUGCCCACAUGUAAACAUAAAGUAUACAUUUUUGAUAGGACAAGAAAGUCCUCGGAUCCGAUCUACCAUCUCUUAUUCUUGCUGAGGCCAUUUCAGGUUUGACUAGAAUUUCCUUGAUGGAUAAAUAUUGUAGAAAAUUGUCCAACUCUAGUUAGAAACUGGAGUUUUAAUUAGCCUCUGCUAAUUUAGCCUGGCUUCUGUUAAGAGCCCAGUGUGUUUAAACCUCUCCCUCCAGCCAUCUUCUUAUUUUUGGCUAAUUUUAAACUAUCUGCUUGUCCAAAAGCUUCCUCUGUAGCUCUUGAACAAAAUGAUAGGAUAUGGGUUUCCUCUAAAUGCUGGGGCUAUUCUUGGGUUCCAAAUACAUGAAUGUACUCAGAAAUGGCUGGAAUAAAGACUUUUCAUUUUGAAGCAAACUGUGAUAGAAUGAUCUUUUUUUGUGGGCUCCCUAUAACACAUUAACAAAUAUAGCCAAAUUGAAACCACUUAUAAAAAUAUAUGUGUGAAUUUUUUGUUUUUGUUUUUGUUUAUUGAGACAGGGUAUCUCUGUAUAGCCCUGGCUGUCCUGGAAUCACUCUGUAGACCAGGCUGGCCUCAAACUCAGAAAUCUGCCUACCUCUGCCUCCCAAGUGCUGGGAUAAAAGGCAUACGCCACCACUGCCCAGCUAUGUGUGAAAUUUUUUAUCCAUAUGAAAAACUUGGAAUUGUCAACAACAUACAUCUUUAUCCUCAACUAGAUUGAAAAUUGUCAGCAAUUUACAAGAUUGAUCAUGUUUUUCUGUAUUUAUAGAUAUUUGAGGCUGUACCAUUAAGAAUGUUUUCGAGUUGGGAGUGGAAAUGCAUGUUCAAAUCCUAAGUAAGUGUAAAGCUAAGAGAGGAGGAUCAAGAGUUGGAUGCAAAUCUAGCUAUAUACUGACUUUAAGUCCAACUGUGGCAGUAUUGAGACCUCUUAUCAAAUAAAUAAAAGUUGUAGACAUGGCAUUUUAUCCCUUACUACAACACCCAAGAUGGAAUGUUACCUAUACUACAGAAUCAUAAAUAUUCUGAAGGAAAUAAAUGAUUCAGAAUUUUAUGACAUUAGAAGUUUGUCAUUGGCUUCCAAACUCCUUUUUUUCCCAAAUGUAUAUAUCCUGAGGAGAAUCUUGUAUAGAUAGAAAUUUGGCCUUGCUCUAUUUUAUAUUAAGUUUUCAGUGUUUAUUUAACCUAGGGUGUUGUGCACAGUAGGAAUGUGUUCAGUUACCCCCCUAUAUUACCAGUCUUUAGUUACUUUAUCUUCUAUCCAAGGACAAUUAGAUUCAAAUGAUUGAAAUAUUUUGGGUAAAAACACAUUGUAGUUGUAUGUCCUGCCUCAACAUGUCUAGAAGCAUUUAUGUGUCAGCUAUAAUAUUACUGAUGAAAUUAUGGUUGGUCAUUUGGAUAAAAUGGUGGGUGC
Molecule: messenger RNA, 4947 nt
Organism: Apodemus sylvaticus (European woodmouse)
Lineage: Eukaryota; Metazoa; Chordata; Mammalia; Rodentia; Muridae
Product: zinc finger protein 59-like
Biological process (GO): regulation of DNA-templated transcription
Source: RefSeq, a predicted model, not a curated record